UUAUGCCAAAGCUCAGUGGGUGAGGAAGUCCCUUGUAGAACGGAUCGUUGGAAUAAAAUAGCGACAAAAUGUGGAUCGCUCUGCUGGGAACUCCACUUUUGUUGGUGGUUCUUUGGCUUCUGCUUAAACAGCUAAAUAAAACAUACUUUAUUCUUUCAUUGAGUAAACGAGUGCGAACGGAGGAUGGCAGUCCAUUGGAGAGCAAAGUGGUCGUAAUUCCCGGAAAAACGAGAUUUGGAAACAAUUUGGAUCUUCUGAACUUUACGCCUGCAACUGUUUUUAGCUUUAUGCGAGAAUCCACUGCUAAGGCCAAAGGUCGGAAUUAUCUGUGGUAUUUUCUAUACGCACCCAUGUAUAAUGUGGUUCGGGCAGAGGAGGCUGAGGAGAUAUUCCAGAGCACCAAGCUGAUAACCAAAAAUGUGGUCUACGAACUGAUUAGACCUUUUCUAGGUGACGGCCUUUUGAUUAGCACCGACCAUAAAUGGCACUCCAGAAGAAAAGCCUUGACACCGGCUUUUCAUUUUAAUGUACUACAGUCUUUCUUAGCUAUUUUCAAAGAGGAGUGCAACAAGUUAAUCAAAGUUCUUGACAAAAAUGUAGAUGGCGAGUUGAAUCUGAACCAUGUUAUUCCACAGUUUACUUUAAAUAAUAUAUGCGAAACCGCUUUGGGUGUAAAGCUGGAUGACAUGUCAGAGGGCAAUGAAUACAGAAAUGCUAUCCAUGCUAUCGAAGAGGUUCUCAUACAACGCGUUUGCAAUCCUCUGAUGUAUUACAACUGGUACUUCUUCCUUUACGGAGACUAUCGCAAACAUGCGGAGAAACUUCGGAUUGUCCACGACUUCUCAAGUCGCAUUAUUGAACGCAAAAGGCAGCAGUUCCAGAAAAAACAACUUGGGAAAAAGGAUGAAUUCGGCAAAAAGCAGCGAUAUGCCAUGUUGGAUACCCUUUUGGCAGCCGAAGCAGAAGGUCAGAUUGAUCAUCAGGGAAUCUGCGAUGAGGUCAACACGUUUAUGUUUGAGGGAUACGAUACCACAUCCACCUGUUUGAUCUUUACUCUACUCAUGCUGGCCCUUCACGAGGAUGUCCAAAAGCGAUGCUAUGAAGAGGUGGAAAAUCUUCCCGAGGACAGCGAUGAAAUCACUGUGUUCCAAUUCAACGAACUCGUCUAUUUGGAGUGCGUGAUCAAGGAAUCGCUCAGGAUGUUUCCCUCGGUGCCCUUCAUUGGACGUCAAUGUGUGGAGGAAAGUGUGGUGAAUGGAAUGGUUAUGCCAAGGGACACCCAGAUCAGCAUCCACAUCUACGACAUUAUGAGGGAUCCUCGCCACUUCCCGAAGCCAAAUCAGUUUCAACCGGAACGCUUUCUGCCGGAGAACACAGUGAACAGGCAUCCUUUUGCCUUUGUGCCUUUUAGUGCUGGUCAAAGAAAUUGCAUUGGUCAGAAGUUUGCCAUUCUGGAGAUGAAAGUACUGCUGGCAGCGGUUAUCAGGAAUUUUAAGCUGCUGCCCGCCACUUAUUUGGAGGAUCUUACUUUUGAAAACGGAAUCGUGCUACGCACCCAGCAGAAUAUCAAAGUGAAAUUGGCGAAAAGGGUCAAAUAUAGCACAGAAAUGAUAUUGGAGCUCUUAAUAUCUGUACCAUUGCUGGUUUUUCUAACUUGCAAGCUGUGGACUCACAUAAAUCGGAAUUACUUCAUCCUAAGCCUCUGCAAGCGACUACGCACUGAGGAUGGCAGCCCGUUGGAAAACAGAAUUUACGUAACGCCAACCAAAACCCGAUUUGGAAACAACUUUGACCUACUGAGCUUCACAUCUGAAAGCAUAUUCAACUUCAUGAGAAAAGCUUGCGCUGAAGCCAAAGGUCGAAAUUAUCUGUGGUAUUUCUUCAAAGCCCCAAUGUACAAUGUUGUCAGGGCCGAAGAAGCCGAGGAAGUAUUCCAGAGUCCCAAGUUGAUCACAAAAAACAUGAUCUACGAUCUUUUGAAACCGUUUUUGGGAGAAGGGCUGUUGACCAGCACAGAUCAGAAAUGGCACUCCCGACGAAAGACUUUGACUCCAGCUUUCCAUUUUAAUGUUUUGCAGUCGUUUCUGACCAUAUUCAAGGAAGAGUGCAAUAAGCUGGUAAAAAUCCUUAAUCAAAGUUUGGACAACGAGUUAGACCUUAAUCAGGUCAUUCCUCAGUUUACUUUGAACAAUGUUUGCGAAACUGCACUGGGCGUGAAAUUAGAUGACUUAACUGAGGGCUUUCGAUAUCGCCAAUCGAUUCACGCCAUAGAAGAGGUCAUGCAGCAGCGUUUAUGCAACCCCUUUUUCUAUAACACAGUGUAUUUUUAUUUCUUUGGGGAUUAUAGAAAGCAGGUGGAUAACCUAAAGAUAGCCCACGACUUUUCCAGUCGCAUCAUCGAGAAGAGAAGAAGUCUUUUGAGGAGUAAGCAACUUGGCCAAGAGGAUGAUUUUGGCAAAAAGCAGCGAUAUGCCAUGUUGGAUACCCUUUUGGCAGCUGAAGCAGAGGGUCAGAUCGAUCAUCAGGGAAUCUGCGAUGAGGUCAACACUUUUAUGUUUGAGGGAUACGAUACCACAUCAACCUGUCUUAUUUUUACCCUGCUGAUGUUGGCCCUGCAUGAGGAUGUUCAGCAGCGAUGCUUUGAAGAGGUGGAAAAUCUUCCCGAGGACAGUGAUGAGAUCAGUCUGUUCCAGUUCAAUGAACUCUUUUAUUUGGAGUCUGUGAUUAAGGAAUCGCUGAGGAUGUUUCCCUCGGUGCCCACCAUUGGUCGCAAAUGUGUUAAGGAGUGUGUGGUGAAUGGUCUAGUCAUGCCCAAGGAUACCCAAAUCAACAUACACAUGUUUGAUAUCAUGAGGGAUCCUCGGCACUUUCCAAAUCCAGAUACUUUUCAACCAGAUCGAUUUCUGCCGGAGAAUACCCUGAAUCGUCAUCCCUUCGCCUUUGUACCCUUUAGUGCAGGUCAAAGGAAUUGCAUUGGACAAAAGUUCGCCAUCCUGGAGAUCAAAGUUCUCUUGGUGGCGAUUAUCAGGAAUUUUAGGAUAUUACCCAUAACUUUUGUGAAGGAUAUUACCUUUGAAAAUGGAAUAGUGCUGCGAACUCAAAAAAAUGUCAAGAUUAAAUUGAUGCGAAGGGAACAAGAUAAAUAAUGAAAGCUUAUUGUAAAUUGCAAAUACAAAAGUAGAGCCUAAUCACUAAUAUUUUUUUUCAAUUUAUUGUUUUCCAAUACAACCUUAAGCAAAUAA
Molecule: messenger RNA, 3242 nt
Organism: Drosophila elegans
Lineage: Eukaryota; Metazoa; Arthropoda; Insecta; Diptera; Drosophilidae
Exons: 10
Coding region: 69-3146 (1025 amino acids)
Molecular function (GO): iron ion binding; monooxygenase activity; oxidoreductase activity, acting on paired donors, with incorporation or reduction of molecular oxygen
Source: RefSeq, a predicted model, not a curated record